GGAGGGGUGACGGAGACAGUUAGUUGGAACGAGGAGGAAGAGGAGGUGGCAGGCCUUUAUCCACUGGCAAAGUAGGCGUCAUCCUGAGGAGGAGGAGGGUAAAUAACGGAGACGCUUACCCGGAAGCGGCAGGGGGAGUAGGAGGGGGAGUUGGAAGCGGAGGAGGCAUCCGGAGGUAGAGGAGUAAACAGCAGAGACAUUUUACUCGGAAGCAGGAGGAACAGGAGGUAGCAGCGGCAGUGGCAGGCCAUUGACAAAAGAGGCAUCACCCUGAGGAGGAGGGGUGAAUAACGGAGAAGGAAGAGGAGGUGCCAGUGGUGGUGGUGGCGGCAUCUAAGUGGCGCUCGAUUGCCAUUGGUAAAGGAAGCAUCGCACUGAGGAGGAGUAGAGGCGGUUACUUGGUAGCAGGAGGAGGUGGCAGUGGUGGUGGCAUCCAGUGGCAGCUCCUUUGCCAUUGGCUGUAGCGCUAGGCCGCGUGGCCCACAGCAGGCCUGGGUAGGAGGAGGGGUGAUCUCUCCAGCACCCAUGAGGUCGGAGCGCAGCAGCCGCGUGUGCAUCGUGGUGCUGGAGGAGGUGGAGGACGAUGAACCCUCCCUGCCAUCGCCAUCACCAUCGGCGUCACCCAUCAUCACCCCGUCCCUCGCCCCCGCCCCCAUCCCUGUUCCCCCCCUGCCUGUCACCCGCCACCGCACCAAGGCUGGCCGAGAGCACCGGGGUUCGCAACGCGCUCCGCGACCACCCGCGCCAAGCGCUCACACUCAGGAAGACAAGCCUUCACUGCUGAAAGCUAUAUUUAAUGUGGAUCCCGACGAGGUUCGCUCACUCAUAUUCAAGAAGGAAGAUGUCAACGUGCAGGACAACGAGAAGAGGACGCCCCUGCAUGCGGCCGCCUAUCUGGGGGACGCCGAGAUCAUCGAGCUGCUGAUCCUAUCAGGAGCGAGAGUAAAUGCCAAAGAUAACAAGUGGCUGACCCCCCUCCACAGAGCGGUGGCCUCCUGCAGCGAGGAGGCCGUGCAGGUGCUCCUGAAGCACUCUGCGGACGUCAAUGCGCGGGACAAGAACUGGCAGACGCCGCUGCACAUCGCGGCGGCCAACAAGGCGGUGCGCUGCGCCGAGGCCCUGGUGCCGCUGCUCAGCAACGUCAACGUGUCGGACCGCGCCGGGCGCACCGCCCUGCACCACGCCGCGUUCAGCGGACAUGUGGAGAUGGUGAAGCUGCUGCUGUCCAGAGGGGCGAAUAUCAAUGCGUUUGACAAGAAGGACAGGAGAGCCAUCCACUGGGCCGCGUAUAUGGGCCACAUGGAGGUGGUGAAGCUGCUGGUGUCUCACGGUGCAGAGGUGGCCUGUAAGGACAAGAAGGCCUACACACCCCUCCACGCAGCCGCCUCCUCGGGCAUGAUCAGCGUCGUCAAGUACCUGCUCGACCUCGGGGUGGAUAUAAAUGAGCCCAAUGCGUAUGGCAACACUCCGCUGCACGUGGCGUGCUAUAACGGGCAGGACGUGGUGGUCAACGAGCUCAUCGAGACAGGUGCCAACGUCAACCAGGUGAAUGAGAAGGGUUUCACCCCACUGCACUUCACGGCCGCCUCCCGCCACGGAGCCCUGUGCCUCGAGCUGCUCGUCAGUAACGGGGCCGACGUCAACAUCAAGAGUAAAGACGGCAAAACCCCUCUCCACAUGGCCGCUAUCCAUGGACGCUUUUCCAGAUCUCAGGCUGUCAUUCAGAGCGGGGCGGAGAUCGACUGUGAAGACAAGAACGGCAACUCCCCGCUGCACAUCGCGGCACGCUACGGCCACGAGCUGCUCAUCAACACCCUCAUCACCAACGGCGCCGACACCGCCAAGCGGGGUAUCUACGGCAUGUUCCCCCUGCACCUGGCGGCUCUCAGCGGCUUCUCAGACUGCUGCAGGAAGCUCCUAUCGCCCAAUUUCGACAUAGACACCCCAGACGACUUUGGGAGGACGUGUUUGCACGCGGCAGCCGCAGGGGGGAACCUGGAGUGCUUAAAUCUCUUGCUCAACACCGGAGCCGACUUCAACAGGAAGGACAGGUUUGGGAGGACGCCUCUGCACUAUGCGGCGGCCAACUGUAACUAUCAGUGCCUGUUUGCCCUGGUGGGCUCGGGGGCCAGCGUCAAUGACCUGGACGAGAGGGGCUGCACGCCACUGCACUACGCCGCAGCCUCCGACACCGACGGCAAAUGUCUGGAGUACCUGCUAAGGAAGGAUGCGAACGCCGCUAUCCGGGACAAGCAGGGCUACAACGCAGUGCACUACGCCUCAGCAUAUGGACACCGCCUCUGCCUUGAACUGAUUGCCAGUGAAACACCGCUGGAUGUGCUGAUGGAGACGUCAGGAACAGACAUCCUGAGCGACACAGAUGGCCGAGCUCCCAUCAGCCCCUUGCACUUAGCGGCAUACCACGGUCACCACCAGGCCCUGGAGGUCUUGGUGCAGUCUCUGCUGGACCUGGACGUGCGCACGGCUCUGGGCCACACGCCGCUGGUGCUGGCGGCCCUCAAGGGCCACGUGGAGUGCGUGGACGUGCUCAUCAACCAGGGGGCCUCCAUACUGGUCAAGGACUACACACAGAAGAGGACGCCCAUCCACGCAGCCGCUAUGAACGGCCACUCUGAGUGUCUGCGUCUGCUCAUCGGCAGUGCUGAUCUGCAGACCGCUGUGGACAUCCAGGAUGGAAGUGGACAGACUCCCCUGAUGUUGUCGGUGCUGAGUGGCCAUACUGACUGCGUGUACUCUCUGCUGGGCAAGGGGGCCAACGUGGAGGCUCGGGACAAGUGGGGCAGGACGGCCCUUCACCGCGGGGCGGUGACGGGCCACGAGGCGUGCGUGGAGGCUCUGCUUCAGCACCAGGCGUCGUUGCUGGUGCGUGACUGCAGGGGGCGCUCUGCGCUGCACCUGGCGGCCUCCUGCGGCCACAUCGGCGUGCUGGGCGGGCUGCUGCAGGCCGCACAGGCCCUCGACACCAUCCCCCUCGUCACCGACAACCGCGGGUACACGCCGCUGCACUGGGCCUGCUACAACGGCCAUGACACGUGUGUGGAGAUGCUUCUGGAGCAGGACGUCUUCCACAAGAUGGAGGGCAACUCCUUCAGUCCCCUGCACUGUGCUGUUAUAAACGAUAACGAGGGAGCGGCGGAGAUGCUCAUCGACACGCUCGGACCCUCUAUCGUCAAUGCCACAGACUCCAAAUCCAGGACUCCUCUGCAUGCGGCGGCCUUCACGGACCACGUGGAGUGUCUGCAGUUGCUGCUGGGCCACAACGCCCAGGUCAACUCCAUUGACGCCAUGGGCAAGACACCACUCAUGAUGGCUGCCGAGAACGGACAGACCAACGCCGUGGAGGUACUGGUAAGCAGCGCCAAGGCGGACCUCACGCUACAGGACGGCAACAAGAACACAGCCCUGCACCUGGCCUGCAGCAAGGGGCAUGAAACCAGUGCCUUGUUGAUUCUGGAAAAAAUCACAGACCGGAAUCUCAUCAACUCAACAAACGCAGCACUACAGACGCCACUGCAUGUGGCAGCCAGGAACGGGCUGACUGUGGUGGUGCAGGAACUGCUGGGAAAGGGAGCCAGUGUCCUAGCAGUGGACGAGAACGGUUACACCCCGGCGCUGGCGUGCGCGCCCAACAAGGACGUGGCGGACUGCCUGGCGCUGAUCCUGGCCACCAUGAUGCCCGUGUCGCCGGGCAGCAUGGGCGCCGUGCCCGGCCUGACCUACAGCGCCAUCAACCACCACUACCCCUCGUCGCCCUCCAAGGCGGUGACCUUCGACCCGCUGCCGGCGCUGCGCUCGGAGCACGCGUCCUACUGCAGCUUCAACAGCCUGGGCCACCGCGGGGAGGACGGCCUGCUGGCGCCCGACGACGAGCUCAACGACUCGGACUCAGAGACCUACUGAGAGAGGCCCCUUAUGAACCCCAACACCCCUCGUCUAUCCCCAACACCCCACCAGGUUUUACCAGAGACAAUACAGGAAGAGGAUAGAAUCUUACUAUCUCUGGUUUUACCCUGUUCCUCGCGCCCACCCUCCAUCUUAUUGACUGACUUGACUCUGUAAAGGAUACAGGAAAUUAAGAAAUAAAUAUGAAAAUAACCGUGGCCCUCCCCCUCUCCCCUCGAACCCCAAACUCGAAACCCUGAGACCUCUUUUGAGCUGAUCAGAACCCAGCGUGUGAAGCAGGGGGGGGAAGAGGUGAUGCACUCGUUUAUUUUUCCUCUUCCUUCUAUCUUUUUUUUUUGUUUUCUUUUAAAUGAAAUGGGGCACUGCUGGGUGGUCUGUAUCCCCUCUGUACGGCCAUGUUUCUUUUUUUCUUUCUUUCUCCUUCAUCCCUCGCUCUCUCCCUCCUCUGGGGGGCCGUUGAGGUCCCCUUCAGUCUCAGGAGCCUUAGAGACUGGGGGAGGUGCGAGGACGAGACGACAGGAAAUGUGCUGCACCAGAAUGACUGACAGACUGAAUGACAUGACUAAAGGAGAGACAGACAGAUGCACAUGGCCCAGUCCCAUAGCUAUCUUUUGAACACUACUACGCACCCAUACCCCAACCCCAACCAACCCCCCCAUUUUAGUUUUGCUGUUUUUCAGUGAGAACUGCGUUACUCUUGUGUGAGGACUGACCGCGUGAGGAGCCGUGUCAACACUUGCCUGAUUGUCUUUUGUUUGUUUCGUUUUUUUCUUAUUCCCUCCCUCCAUGACGCAUAACCAAAUGAGUCUUUGAAAUGGUUGAUGAAAGACUGAAAUCAUUAAGAUGACUACUCUGUCCGGACUGCAUUUCCCAGACUCCCCUUCAGGCGACGACGUUGGAGACAGGAAGUUCCCGAGGACAUCAGGACUUCUCUGGGUGGACGAACUUUAGCCAAGAGGGACCAAGUGCUUACAGGCCCAUCAUCAUCAUCUUCAUCAUCAUUACCCCCCCACCCACACACAGCCUGUCUUCCUCCACCCACCUAGAUUUGAGCAUGACUAGAAAGAAAAUCUCGUUUCAAAGCUCUUAAAGUUCUGUUUUUUGUUUCUCUCUUUUUUUCAGUUGUCGUUUUCCUUUUCUUUUUAGAACACGGUAUAAUUUAUUGUGAAUGAACUGCUACAAGUGUUAGUUUCCUCAUGCGCGCGUGGCGUGCAUACAUGAUGAUACGCCCCCACCUGACCCCCCUCCCCCAAAUGUCAUUCUGAGGUUCAUAAACUGUGAGCAGGGCAGCAAUUGUGUUGUGUGUGUGCGUGUGUGUGUGCGCCGUGUAUGUGUGUGUGUGAGAGAGAGUGCGUGUGUUUGAGUGUGACUGUAUAUAUGUGUUUAUUUGUUUUUGUUUUUGUUUGAUGGGGUAGGGAGGGGUGUGGAGUUUUAACCUAAAGGCCUUGUCACACACACACACACCACCCCAAACCCCGCUGCCCACUAUGAUGAUUUUGAGACCAGCGCGGCCACCAGAGGUGCAGUCAGGGUUUCUACUCUACAAUCUGCGGACAUUCAGAAGAAAUAAAAAUGAAAUAGAACAGCAUUUGAUAUACAGAGACUUCAGAGAGAGGAGAGCUGUGUGUGAGAGUGAGAGUGAGUGUGUUGUGUGCUUGUGGAAGUGAGAGUAUUUGUGUGUGUGUGUGUGUGCACAUACUACAUCUGUCAGUCGUGUGUGUGCGUGCGUGCGUGACCGAGAGAGAGCAAUGUUGCCUUUUUUAGGUGUGCAAAAAAACUGGCUUCCUGGUGCAUUGUUAUUAAAAAUGAUUACUAAUAAUAAUUAAUGAAUAAAUUUUCUUUUGCCAUA
Molecule: messenger RNA, 5773 nt
Organism: Engraulis encrasicolus (European anchovy)
Lineage: Eukaryota; Metazoa; Chordata; Actinopteri; Clupeiformes; Engraulidae
Gene: ankrd28a
Product: serine/threonine-protein phosphatase 6 regulatory ankyrin repeat subunit A
Exons: 29
Coding region: 526-3921 (1131 amino acids)
Biological process (GO): protein localization to ciliary inversin compartment
Cellular component (GO): nucleus; cytoplasm; ciliary inversin compartment
Molecular function (GO): protein binding
Source: RefSeq, a predicted model, not a curated record